Messenger RNA from Helianthus annuus (common sunflower), 2848 nucleotides. Its product is annotated as mediator of DNA damage checkpoint protein 1. The record is from RefSeq and is a predicted model, not a curated record. The transcript is spliced from 9 exons. Gene Ontology annotation, molecular function: chromatin binding; DNA binding. NCBI's taxonomy places the organism in Eukaryota, Viridiplantae, Streptophyta, Magnoliopsida, Asterales, Asteraceae. The coding region runs from base 219 to 2660 and encodes 813 amino acids.
UUAACCAAGGCCGAUAAAAACGCAAAUCAGUCAUCGUAGCAAUUUACACCCUACUUUCUUCACUUUCGUCUCAUCGAUUAAACAAACAAACAAACAUCCCCUCUUUCAAAUUCAUCCGUUACAUACAUACAUACUGAUCACCAGCAUCCUCCUGUUUACAACCCACCAAUUCUUCUUUUUCAGUGCUUUGUUUAAACGAACGAGAAGAACGUAAUCAAAUGGGCAGACCACCAAGUAACGGAGGCCCAUCUUUCCGUUUUACUCAGGCUGAGAUUGCGGAAAUGGAAGCCAUCUUGCAAGCACACAAAACAGCAAUGCCCGAACGUCAAGUUCUUGUUUCUCUAGCUGAAAAAUUCAGUAAAUCUGAAGAACGGGCGGGAAAGAUUGAAGUUCAAAUGAAACAAGUGUGGAAUUGGUUUCAAAAUAGACGAUACGCCAUCAGAGCUAAAGCAGCUAAAGCACCGGGAAACUUAAAUGCUACACAAAUGGUUCAUGAUUCAUCUAUGGUAAAAGGUGUACCUCAGGUUACUCAGGUUACACAACCGCAUGCUGCUGCUGCUGCUGCUGCUUCAGUUAAUGUUAGAUCUUUUCCUCAAGCACCACAACAUCCAACUGUUCCUUCAGCUUCGGUUAGAACGUUCCCGCAAGCACCCCAACAACCACCCGUUUUUUCAGUUCAAAGUGCAGGAAGGGUGGCAGAUAAUUCACAGAUGGAAUUUGAAGCUAAGUCUGCUAGGGAUGGUGCAUGGUAUGAUGUUUCAACCUUUAUAUCACAUAGGUCUCUUGAGACGGGUGAUCCGGAAGUUUUUGUUCGAUUUGCGGGUUUUGGAGCCGAAGAGGAUGAAUGGGUAAAUGUUCGAAAGAACGUGAGACAAAGAUCUCUUCCAUGUGAAGCAUCUGAAUGUGUAGCUGUUCUUCCUGCUGAUCUCAUACUUUGUUUUCAGGAAGGAAAAGAGCAGGCUCUGUACUUUGAUGCACAUGUUCUAGAUGCUCAAAGAAGGCGACACGAUGUGCGAGGUUGUCGUUGUAGGUUUUUGGUGCGUUAUGAUCAUGACCAAUCUGAGGAAAUUGUGGCGUUGAGGAAGAUUUGUCGUAGACCUGAAACUGAUUACAGGUUGCAGCAACUUCAUGCUGUGAACGAGUCUAUUGCUGCAAACCAGAACAAAAACGGUGCUAAUAAUAAUAAUCAUACGGUCAGCACUUUGAGAGUCUAUCCUCCAGCCGAAGUACAACCAAAGCAACAUAAAGUGGAACCAGUGGCUGUACCUUCACCGUCGCCACCCGAAGCACCACAAAAACGCCAGAGGCUAGAUUCAACGGUUGCACCAGAAGGAUCACAACCGCAGUUUAAAGCAGAACCUGUGGUGGCUAAUGUACCACAAAAUCAGCAAACAGUACAACCUGCAGUACCUGUAGUUCCUGCACGUUCAGAUGAAGUACCUGUGGUUCCUGCACGUUCAGAUGAAGUACCAGUUGAGUUGCAAAAAGUACAACCCUUGACAUCUAAUCCUAUAAUCGAAGUUGAGCCACGUAACGUAGCAGCCGAUGUACCUUCUUUAAGUGAACCAAAACCGGAACUGCGAGCAGAAGAGCAGAUAUCUGAAGCAGUGGGCCCCGUCAUUCCUCCAUCAGCUGGAGCAUUGCUAGAAGAGAAAACCGAGUUAGCUGAGCCACAGAAAGAACCGGUGGUUUCUGGCGCUUCAGUCGAAGUACCAGCGGAAUUGCUUGAUGUACAACCUGAUGUACCUGAUCAACCUCAUACAAGCGCACUAGAGACUAAAUUGGAGGACCCUGUGUUGUUUGUUUCUGUUGAUGAACCUAAUGUGGUUGAGGAGGUAAUUGAGACCAAAACCGAGGAUGUGGUGCCUGUUUCUAGUGGUGACCCUAAUGUGGUUCAGGAGGCAAUGGAGAGUAAAACAGAGGAAGCGGUGGUGCUUGUUUCUGGUAACAAUCCUAAUGUGGUUCAGGAGGCUAAAACAUAUGAAUCUGUGGUGCCUAUUGAAUCUAAUGUGGUUCAGGAGGCAAUAGAGACUAAAUCAGAGGAACCUGUGGUGCCUGUUGUGUCUAAUGUGGCUCAGGAGGUUACAACAGAGGAACCUGUGGUUCCUGUUGACCCUCAUGUGGCUCAGGAGGCUACAACCGAGGAGCCUGUGGUGCCUGUUGAGUCUAAUGUGGCACAGGAGGCUACAACCGAGCAACCUGUGGUGCCUGAUGACUCUAAUUUGGCUACUACAACCGAGGAAUCUGUGAUGCUUGUUGACUCUAAUGUGGCUCAGGAGCCUACAACCGAGGAACCUAUGGUGCCUGUUGACUCUAAUGUGGUUCAUGAGGCUACAACUGAGGAGCCUGUGGUGCCUGUUGACACUAAUGUGGCUCAGGAGGCUAAAACCGAGGAACCUGUGGUGCCUGUUGACCCUAAUGUGGUUCAGGAGGCUAAAACCGAGGAACCUGUGAUGCCUGUUGACCCUAAUGUGGUUCAGGAGGCUAAAACCGAGGAACCUGUGGUGCCGGUAAAUGAUCCUACAGCUGGGAUUGAAACUGAAAUAGAGCAGCGAAAAGUUUCAGAGAUGGAGAUUGAUGAGGAGAAGGCGGGUGAUAAUGCGGUAGAAAACAUGGACGUGACACAAGAAAAUGCUGCUGUAGCUAUGGAAGAAGGAUAGUUUAGUUUAGAAGAUGGUAGGAUUACAUGAUAUUCUUGUUUAUCAAAACUUUUAGCUGUAUUAGGGUCGGCUCUUGAUUGGUUAAAGAUAAUCAUGUCUAGAUUUACUUGGAUUUAUUAUUAAACUUAAAUGUAGCAAACUUAUAUUUUUAGUUAUCUAUGUAAUGAACUUACUUUUUCCGCAUUUAA